UCCCCAACUCUCCAAUUCUCUCGUUGUCUCUUUAACGUACGCCAAUAGUACAGCUCCCUCCUACAUCAUAUUUUCCACUUCCCCAAGGCUAAUAAUCAAGGAUGUCGGACUGGGGUCCAGUGUUUGUGGCUGUGGUGCUGUUUGUGCUGUUAACUCCGGGCCUGCUUUUCCAGGUGCCUGGGCACCGUCGGUAUGUGGAGUUUGGCAACUUUCAGACCGGCGGUGCAUCCAUACUGGUGCAUUCGCUCCUCUACUUUGCUCUCAUUUGCGUCUUUUUGCUGGCCGUCAAGGUUCACUUGUACCUUGGUCCCAGUAGCGCCGCAGCCUCCCACCGUAGCAGACCACCACUACCACCACCUUGCUGGACCACCCCCACCUCCAAUCUACCUUCCUGCACACCUCACUCCCUCUCCUCCUCACCAAAUCGAGCCCCCUCCUUACACGGGUUCUAUGCUGUUGCAUGGCCCAGAUCUGCUGCCAGUGGCUGCCGCACCACCUCCUCGAGGCUACCAGCCAUCCACCGGCACCCCCUGCUCCCCAAUGGCCAGCCCGAGUCCCCUCUCCUCUCAGUACUGAUCAGAGAGAAAGAAAGAGAACUGCAUAUAUUCAGAAAUAAAGAGAAAAUGGCGGAUUGGGGUCCCGUGGUGAUCGCAGUGGUGCUGUUCGUGCUGUUAAGCCCGGGGCUGUUGUUCCAGCUGCCCGGGAAGGGCAGAAUAGUGGAGUUUGGGAACAUGCAUACAAGUGGGUUUUCCAUCUUUGUUCACACCAUCAUCUUCUUUGGCCUCAUAACAAUCUUUCUCAUCGCCAUUGGUGUCCACAUCUACACAUGAGGAUGACCUGCAAAUUAAUAAUGAAUUAAUGAUCAAUACGUACCCAGCUCUCCUUUUACAUUUAUCUGUGCCCCCCAAGUUGAUUUUUGAGUACUCGAAAGCAAUAUUAUGUUGUAAUCUACCGUUUGUUAAUCUUUCUGCUGCUGUCUUAAGUUUUAUUUUUUUGAAUAGAAAUACCUUAAAUUUCUUCUGGGGAUGUCUUUUUUCAUUGUGUUUUGUCGGCAGUUACUAGUUAAAUGAAUUCAUCAAAGUUGUACUGUUUAA
This is a messenger RNA of Juglans regia (Persian walnut), 1094 nucleotides long. RefSeq lists its product as uncharacterized. The coding region runs from base 102 to 830 and encodes 242 amino acids. NCBI's taxonomy places the organism in Eukaryota, Viridiplantae, Streptophyta, Magnoliopsida, Fagales, Juglandaceae. The transcript is spliced from 3 exons. The record is from RefSeq and is a predicted model, not a curated record.